Messenger RNA from Dictyostelium discoideum AX4, 4191 nucleotides. RefSeq lists its product as hypothetical. The record is from RefSeq and is a predicted model, not a curated record. NCBI's taxonomy places the organism in Eukaryota, Evosea, Eumycetozoa, Dictyosteliales, Dictyosteliaceae. The transcript has 8 exons. The coding region runs from base 1 to 4191 and encodes 1396 amino acids.
AUGAAGAUAUUUCUAUUUUUAUUUUUAUUUUUAUUAUUAAACUCUGUAUUAUUAAUAAAAGCUCAAUCAAUAAAAAUAUAUGAUCUAUCAUCAUCAUUUGACGAACAAAAUAAAUAUCCAAAUUCAUCGGAAUUAUCAACUUGUAAUUUCAUUUUUAAUUUCCUAUCAGUUGAUGAUUUAAAAACUGGUAUUCCUUUCAAUUAUAGUUCAAAUACACCACUUGCAGUAUUCAAAGGAUCAAAAAUAAAUAAUAGUAGUUCAGAAAUCAAUAGCUUUGAAUUUUUAGGAGCAGAUUAUGGUUAUUAUGAAUUUACAAUAAUUGUAACAGCAGGAAGUAAAAGUAGUACUUUUGUUUAUAAAUUUUCAUGUUUAGUAGUUGGUAGUAAUCAAGAAUUUAAUCCAUAUAAUACUUUUCCAUGGAUAUUAAAAUUUGAAAGUUUAAAUGUUUCAUUAAAUAAAAUUAAGUUUAUUGAAUUAGAUAUAAAGUAUUCAAAGAUUGGUAGAAAUACAUUUGCUAUCUCAAGUUCAUUAGUACAAACAAAUCCUAAAAGCAUUACUAUUGAUUUUGCAUCAGGACAAUUACAUAUAAAAUUAGAAUCAAUUUUUUUAAAUUAUAAUAUAAAUAGACAUAUAAAUAUAGCUUUAUACCCGAAUUCAAAUUCAAUAAUUGAAGAAAAAGGGAUAGGGUAUGGACCAUUAUUUAAAAUUAAUUCAAGUAGUUUAUUUCCAUAUUAUAAUAUACACAAUCCAAAUUCCCCAAAUUUUCAAAAUACUAUAUCACCAAUAUAUGGAUAUCCUGGACAAUAUACAUUCAUUGGUCAAAUAAGGAAUUCGGAUAAUGGUGAAAACCUUACUUUAAAAACUUUAAAUGGUACUUCUUUUAUUGAUAUUUCAACUAUAAAAUUAAAUUUUAAAGAAAAAAAACAAGAUUCAUUUGGAACACCAUCAAGUAUUGGUUAUUCUCAAAUAAAUCCAACAUUUUUUACAAUUUCAUUUAGAAGUAUUUCAAAAUUUAAACAUUCAACAAAUGAUUAUUAUUUAAAUGGUUUAAAAGUAAUUUCUUCAUCAUUCCCAUUUGGCUUUGCAAAUGGAUCAAAUGAAUCUUUUAAUUAUGAAGCUUCAUUUUCAUUUCCACCAUUAACUUUAUCACCAUUACAAUUUCAAAUUAAUUCUGAACCUAUAAAGUUUAUUAAUACAAUUGGUAAUUCAGGUUCAAAUUUUCAAAAAAUUUUAUCAUAUGAAAUAAAUCAUUUAUUUGAAUUUAAAUAUUUAAUCAAAAUAACUACAGAUGCAUCAUUGAAUAAUCUUCCAGGUUAUAUUAAAAUUAAUGAAGUUUAUUAUUUUGGAUUAGAAAAAUGUACAUCUAAUGAAAUUAAUAAUACAACUUUUGAAAUUAUUGUAGAUUUUUUAUUUGGAUCUUUAGAUGAAGAUGGUGGUGGUGGUGGUAUUGAAAUUUCUGGUACAAAUGGAAAGAAAUCAUUAUAUACAACAUCAUCAUUUUAUUCAAUUUCUCCACCUUUAAAAAUCAAUUAUCCUUUUAAUUUUGAUAUUGAUAUUCAAAAUAUUCGAAAUAUUAAAUUUUUAUUUAAUAAUAUUAAUGUUAAAAAUAAAAAAAGAGCAAAUGUAAUGUAUUUCAAUUAUACAGGUUCAAAUAUAAUAACGAAUAAUCAAAUAACAUUUGCAUUACAUUUAAGUGAUAGAACAUCAUAUAUUCCAGGUGAACCAUUAAAAGAUAAUAAAUUUUAUUAUUCUAAAUGGAAUUCAACUAUUAAAAUGUUUCAAAUUGAAUUUUUUAUAAAUGCAAAUUCAAUGAGUGGAAUUCUUCCUUGGUUCCUAACAAAUGGUAAUCAAAAUAGUUUACAAAUUAGUAAUUCAUUUUUUCCUUUAGAAAAUCAAUUAAUAAUUUUAAAUACAAGUUAUGAUGGAUAUGGUCCAAUUAUUACAUCAAUUCAACAAAGGAAUAUUUCACAUUCACUAAUUGUAAUAUUUGAAAUUGAAGAUUUAAUUAAUGGAUUUAGUCAUGGUGAUUUUAUAAUAAGAGGAGAAGUUGAUAAUUCAAUUUAUAAAUUUCAAUUAACAGAAUUUAAUAGAGUAUUUGGUACAAAUAAGAUUGGUAUAUAUGAACAUACGUUAUUAAUAAGGAGUAAUAAUUUGAAAUGUUUUAACCAAACAUAUGUAAUUAGUGAUGUUAUUUUAUAUGAUAGUCAUGGUAAUAGAGCCGUAUUUCAAGAAUGGAAUAAAGAUGGUGGUUAUUAUUCAACUACAAAUCCAUUUAUAAAUUAUUUAUCAAAUCCAAAUGUAUUUAAAUUUUCAUAUGAUUGUGGUGACUAUAUCGAUUUAACACCACCUGAACUUUUAUCAUUCUCAAUUGAGAAAUCAUCCUCACAACAAAAUCAAAAAACUAUUACAAUAUUAUUUGAAGCAAGAGAUUUAGAUAGUGGUUUAAAACCAAACCAACUCCCAACACUUUAUGGUAUUACACCAAUGCAAUCAAUUCAAAGUAUACCAACUAUUGUUUUUAUGAAUGAUACAAAUGUUAAAUAUAAAUCAACUAUUGAAUUUCCAAUUAGCUUUGCUAAUAUUUCAACUAUAUAUUUCUCAAUUUAUGGUUUCAUUAAUAAUGGUGGUCAUUUUAGUGGUUUCUCAUCAGACUAUAUCUCUAGACAUUUCAUAACAUCAGGUGUUGAUAUUGGUUUCACUAGAUAUUUAGCAAUAGAAUCAUCAAGUCAGAUAACAUCUGAAGGUGGUGAACUUUGGGUUAUUGGCAGAGAAUUUCAUUCAACUCUUUCAUUAAAAAUAAAUUAUUUAGAUGAAAAUUUAAUAGGUUUCUCUCAACAACAUUUAACACCAAUUAAAUCUUAUUCAACAGCUUUAUUAUUUGAUGGUAUAAAAAAAACAAAUCAAAAUUUUAUUAUAAAAUUAAUAGAUUUAAAUGGUAUUGAAUCAAAUGAAUAUUUAAUAAUACCAAUAAUUUUUAAUUAUUAUGAUGAUGAUGAUAAUAAUAAUAAUGAUAAUAAUAAUACAAGUAGUGAAUCACCAACCACAACACCAUCACCAACAACUCCAAUCAAUGAAACUACACCAACACCAUCACUACCAACAACAACACCAUUAGUAACAAAUCAACCACAACAAUGUAAAGGUACACCAUUAUGUGGUUCACCUAAAAAUGGAUAUUGUACAUCUAAUGGAUGUGUUUGUUUUUCACCAUAUACUGGAUUAGAUUGCUUAUCAAAGACAAUCGUAUUGGAUCAACCAAAAUUUAAUACAACUUAUCCAACUUCAGAAAUUCAAGUUAGUUUUGAACAACAACAACAAUCAUCAUCAUCAUCAUCGAAUUCACUUAAUGAAAAUUCAGUAUUUUUUAAAACUUUGAUUGCAGUUUCAUCAUUAAGAGAAAUGGAUAUUAAUAAUAAACCAAUUAAAACUUUUAAAUUUGGUAAAUGGAGUUAUUCAAAAAUUGAUUCAUCAAGUAGUAGAUACACAACAACAAUCAAUGUUAAAUCAUUGGAUGGCAAUACAACAACACAAACUCAAAUAGCUACAGUAUUACAAUGGUUUGAAAAUGAAACUACCAUUCAAUUUGCUAAUCAAAACAUUUCAAUGAAUCCAUCCACUACUAAAUUCACAAUUUCAAUCUCAAGUUAUCAAUUUGAAAAUCCAUUACAUAAUUUACAAUUAGUUAUGGAAGCUUCAAUUUCAACCACUCAAGAUGAUGAUAAAGUUUGUUCACUUAGAGAAUAUGGUGAAACUAGUUCAGGUGAUAAUUCAAAUUAUUUAAAAAUUAAAGUUGAUGAUGUCUCGCUAUAUGGUAGAUUCAUUAGAAGAGCGAUCGUUGAUACUUUUGUUAAAAGUGUUGAUAAUAUUUUAUUAGAUUCUUCUUUAAAUGCUCUUUCAAAUCCAAAUGAAUUACAAUCUUUUAUUGGUAUUACAAUUCCAUAUUUCAAUGAUAAUGUUAUAAUUGAUCCUGUUGAUGAUAAUUCAGUUUCAGAUGAAGAAGAUGCAAUUUGUAAAAAUAAAGAACCAUCAAUAUCAUCAACCCAACUAGCUGGUAUUAUUAUAGGUUGUGUUCUAUUUGCAAUUAUAAUUGUUGUUAUUUCAACCUAUUUUAUAAUUAAAAAAAGAAAAGAAUUAAAAGUUAAAUCUGAAAUUAAUAACAAAAUGAAGGAUUUUGUAAGUGAAAAUAAAUAG